UAAACCGCACAGCAUUGUGGAACUUGGAGUACUUUUUUUGGACGUUGCCAAGGAGAUGUGGUAUCAACAGACUGCACAGUGUUUUUCAGAGCUGUGUCAUUUAUAAAAUAGUUUGUCAGACAUGAGUCAGUUGCUGGGUAGUCAGGACUGUAUUGAAAGCCUCCGAAAAGACCUGGUUGACCUUCAGGGAGCGAUUCUGGACGUGUUUUCUCGAACCGGACCGCUUCGCUUUUCUUCCUGGAAGUUCCCGGACAAGCACUCCUGUAAUCUAGACAUGGUAGCUCUGCUAGAGCAGUAUGACUUUGUGGAUGGGGAAGAUGCGUUCAAUCAGCACUCCCACAUUGUUUUACUGGAGUUGGUGGUUGACAGACUGCUGCUUCUUGUACAAAGCUCCAGUGCUUACAUUGACCGACUGAGGGGCAGCCACAGGAGAGAACAAACGCCACAGAAGGGAUGCCUGUCAGUUGGUCUCAUAGUCACAAACUACUGGAGUAAUUUAGUUCAAUUUGCCAACAUAAAGGAGACUGAACUCAGUAAAAGGCAGAUGGAAAGAAACGGUGAUGACACAAACACUGCAUCACCUGUCUCACCUCAAAUGAGCUCAAGAACCGACUUUUGCAGGCUUUGCUUGUCUGCUUGGUCUUCAACGAGCACAUUUGAAAUUUCCCCACAGAAUCUCACAUCCUCCAGUCCCACCCACAGCAGUCCAUGCUCUCCUGUGGUUAGCAGUCAAAACAAAACCUGCCAGACUGUCGAAUCAUCACUCAUUCCAUGCGAUGCGUGUCAUCAAGUGCAAACUCUUUUGAGAAAGACAGGAGACGCUCUGGUAGACCUGCUUCAGAGCGAGGGCCUGCCCUCAUCUCUGCAGCCUCUCUUAGCAGCUGUGGACGACUCUCUGGAGCUGGGACGCUUGACAGCAGGCGAUGUUUCCCAGUGGGCCAAUGAACAGCGCAGGGACACGCGCAGGCUGGAAAAACACCUUCAAGAUGUGCGCUGUACGGUGCAGCCUCUUAAAGACAGACUAGCAGCGGCAGAAGAGGAACAGAAAAGAUUCAGGUCCCAGCUGGAAAGAGCACAAAAAGAGUUCAACCAAGAGAAGGAAAAGCUUCAAAUAAAUUCCGUCCAGCUUGAAUUUUCGCUGCAGAAAGCACAGAGAGUCAUUAAAGAAACAGAGAAAAGGCUACACGAGGACCAACAGCAACAUAAGAGGGACACUAUGUCCUUGGAAGAGAUGAAUUUCAAACUGAAGGAGGAAAUAGCAUUGCAGCAAAAUACCUUAAAAGCACUGGAACAUGAAAAGAAAGGACUGCAGGAGAGUCUGAAUACCUUACAAAUAGAGGAAGAGGCCUGUUCUAAACUGCAGCACAGGAUCCAGCAGUUAGAGAGUCAGAUCGCCGACAUUCAGCUCCUGCUUGAUAAGGAGAAAGCCAAGUACCAGAGUGCCUGCCGUCAGCAAGAGUCAAUGCAGGCAAAGCAGAAGUCUUUGUUAGAGAGAGUCGACGCUCUCGACGAAGAGUGUGAAGAGCUGCAGAAGCAGCUGGGGGAGAGAGAGGAGAGGCAGAUCGGCCUACAGAGUCGGCUGCAGCAGAUGUCAGAGGAGAAGGAAGAACUGCGGGUUCAGCUCACUCAACAGCAGGACCUGUGUUCGAAGCUCCAAAAUGAGAAACAGACCCUACAAACACACACAGAUGAGCUAAACAACUGCGUGGAUGAGUUGAAGGAAUAUGUGCAAGCUUUGAGAGAGAGGGAGAGGCUGUUGGUGGCUUUCCCAGAGCUCAGCCCACUGGCUCAACCACAGAGUACAGGAAAUGUGCUUCUGGAUAUGCAGCAGCAACUGCAAGCAAAUAGCAUUCGUAUAAAGGUUUUGGAGCAGGAAAAUUCCACCCUUCUUAGAAGUCUGGAGAAACUGGGAGAAAGAGCACAACAUAAUGUAAGCAGGGAAGCCUCCACUCAGCAGACACCGACUGCUUCACUGCCCAGCACACCAACAGAAAAACGUCCAGCGCAGAGCAGUGAUGCAGCAAGGCUGGGGUACGUUAAUAGAGGAAAGGAAGCAGGAGGAGGAGAGAGUGGUGUGGAGUCAGAGGAUCGUGUGUCCACCUCCCCCUCGUCCAUACAAAUCCACCUUCAAACACUCCACCUCGACACAGCGUGCACUGCUCCUAAAAGACCCGCAAAAGUACACAGCCCUUCUCAACUUUCUCACUCCCGGGCCUGGAAUCAGAGGAAAAAAUGAAACAGUGGAGGUGUGAGCAGAAGCUGCUUUUGCAAGCAAUAUACUUCGUUAAAAAUUACUGGCAAAAACUACAAGUGGCUAAUUUUCUUUCUACGUAAAUGCUGUUUUUUUGAGUUUGUGUGAUUACAUAUUGUCAUUAUGUACAGUUAUGGCAGUUAAUAUUACAGUUAAGCUGGAUUGCUCCAUAAUAAACACAUUAUUAAUAAAGACUGUUUUUCACCGCUGUUAAAAUAGGGCAGUUAUGGCCCCUGCAUAUUAGGUUUCAUAAAAUAUGAUAUGCUUUCUCAAACAAGCCUGGAUGUAUCUGAAUGGACAGCCUUCCCUCCGGAUUGAUCACAUGGUUCUAAGUAAAUAGGUAAAGUACCUUGAACGUCACAGAGACAGAUGUCAGUGUCAUUGUUUGUGUGCUUGCUGACAAGGAUGUGGGAGUUUCCAGGGAAACUCAAGUGCUUGCUGGUUUCACUGAAUCCCUUCUGACCUUCAGGUCAGUCCCUGGAGUGUAAGCUUUCAGUAAAAUUGAAUUGAAUAAACAAUCGUGUUAGUAUAAACACUGGCCUUUUACCAGUUUUACCUGAAUGGACACAUGACCUGUCAUUUCAGUCACUUCACAGACAGCAUGUGACCUGAAGGUUAAUCCCUAAUUGGCUUAACUAUAGCUGUGUAAUCAAGUAUAUAAUUUAAGGUAAUUUUAAGCUCUUUCAACCAGUGCCAUAGAUGUCACUGAAAGUUAUCUUUAAAGCUAUGCUUGACUAAAGAUUUCUUUCUUAUGAAGAAAGAUAUUUUGUCAUUCUAAUGAGCAGUUUACUAUGAAUAAAUAUAAACUAUUGUUUAUUUAGCUAGUAUAUACAUAUGUAAAAAACAACAACUUAAAUGUGCCUCUAUGAUCUAAUGGAAAAUUUGUGCUUCACCUCAUUUAACCUCAGUGUACUGUUGGUGUGUA
Neolamprologus brichardi is the source of this 3176-nucleotide messenger RNA. RefSeq names its product coiled-coil domain containing 157 (gene ccdc157). The record is from RefSeq and is a predicted model, not a curated record. NCBI's taxonomy places the organism in Eukaryota, Metazoa, Chordata, Actinopteri, Cichliformes, Cichlidae.